Varroa destructor (honeybee mite) is the source of this 1377-nucleotide messenger RNA. RefSeq names its product ribonuclease P/MRP subunit POP4 (gene Pop4). Gene Ontology annotation, biological process: rRNA processing; tRNA 5'-leader removal. Gene Ontology annotation, molecular function: ribonuclease P RNA binding. Gene Ontology annotation, cellular component: ribonuclease MRP complex; ribonuclease P complex. Lineage: Eukaryota; Metazoa; Arthropoda; Arachnida; Mesostigmata; Varroidae. The record is from RefSeq and is a predicted model, not a curated record.
GCUAUCGUCGUUUGUAUUUCGAUUAUUUAUAUCUAAUUAUAGAGGGUUUAAGGUGGAGCUGGUCGUACGUGUACAUGAGUGUUAGUAAUGAAUUAUCAUUAACACCUUGCUCAGUGGAAGGCUUCAAGUGAACGUUUCAGCAGUUUGAUAAUGGAUCAGAAAGGUUUACACGGUUUUAACUGUUUCACUUUUCAACUAUCAAAAUCCCUUUCGAUUGUUAUGUGCAUAGCUGAACAAACCAGUGAUUGAAAUCCUGCUUACUACUUGCCCACGUACAAACAAGCGUAUAGUGUUGUUGUCAUUCUAACCGCUAAGAGUUAAUUUGUUGCUAACGUAGGCUGGCAUGUGAACCUUGAUUACUCAAACAUUCAUUCACAAAUGUGUCUCGCAAUAGAAAGCUAUAUGUGAAAAAAAACUUUGCAUGCUAUUGUCUGUAAUGUCACAGUGAAGUAGAUGUAUGGAUGCUGCGAUAAUCGAUGUUUAAAGUUAAACCAAGGUUUGUCAUUAUGAUACUGCAUAAUAAUUUCGGUAACAAUUUUGAUUGAAAUAUGAUCGUUCUUCUACCUCAAAUCGACCUUGCUUUUUUUACAGCUUUUUAUACCUGGAUCGGUGUUAUAUUGAUAGGCGAAUUAUAUCAGGUUCACCUUUUAGUUGUAUCUUUCUUUUCAUUUGCAGCGAGUAGCUCAUCAACUUCUCAACAUGCUGAACAGUAUUAUAAAACGGCGCAUGAGGUUGGAUUAAAUCCAGGGGAUGCCGGCGGACCCCAAGCGCAUUUUUUCGAAAGAUUCCUUAAAGCUAAUUCUGAUGUUAAAGACGAAACGAUUCAAACAGUCAGACAAGGUUACCUUUUUACAUCACGGCUCCGUGCAAGCCAGAAAAAGAAAACUGGCAAGAGCAAAAGGCAUGUCCAUAAUCUUCUGACAGCUCGAGAUCGGAAAACCUUGGGAAUAUUCGAGAUAGAAACGGGUGACGUCACAUAUGACACCUUCCUUAAGGUUCAUGAUUUGUGGAAAGGCUAUUUCAGGGAAGCAGUGGGUACAGAACGAACACAGUCUGCCGUUGAAGCAUUACAGAGGUCCCUAAUGAAAGCCGACUAUACGGGCUGUCAUUUUGUGGUGGCCGCGUCCAAAUGCGCGUCUCUUGUAGGAACUACAGGUCUUGUCGUGCAAGAAACGAAAAAUUGCUUUAGGAUCAUCACGAAGACUGACCGCAUUCUAUGUAUACCUAAAAAAGGUUCGCUUUUUGCAUUCACCCUCGACGAUAAGUUGUUUAAAAUUUACGGCUCGCACUUCCGAAAACAUGGGUUUGAGCGCGGAAAAACCAAGUUCAAAGUUACUGAAAAUAUUGACCUUUAGUUUAAAUUUUAAAUAGCUCAAU